AUGAAUAAAAGAUCUGUCACUUAAACUGAGAGAGCAAAUAGUGCAGCAUUAGCUAAGACCUAAGUUAGUACUUAAUAAAAAUACACAUUCAUGACUUAAGCAUAGAAGACAGAGAAUUUGUAUUAUCAACUUUAUUGACAUUUUUAGACUAAAUGAAAUUGUUGAAUAAGAAUGUCCACUUUAUACAUAAUAUAAGUAGAAGAAUCUAAACAAUCCUAUUAUGAAAAUUAGAGAAUUCAAGAAACCAUUAGCUGAUCCAGUCGAUCAUACUGAUUAUAUUAAGUUCUAAAAAAUGAAGAAUAACUUUGUUAAAGAAUAUAAACAAAAAUUAGAUAAUUAUUUCGAAAACAAUACAAAAUUUGAAAGAAGAUUUUUCAAAAUAUAUCAUCGAAAAGAUCAAAUUUAUUUUAAACAUAAACAUUCAUCUUAAAAACAUUGUGAAAAUCCAGAAGUUACAGAUAUGAUUAAUUACAAUUAGAUUCUAUAAAUGAAUCAACAAUAAACUUAGCGUGCUAAUUUUAAUAAAUAACAAGAGAAAAGGAGAAGAGAACUAAAAAUGGAAGAGAAAGAAGAAAAAGAAUAUAUAAAACUAAUCAUGGAAAAGUUUUUAAAAGAAGAAUAAAAGUAUUUUGACAAAUUGAGUAAUUUGGAAGAAUAAGGUUAAUAAAUGUUUUAAGAAAAGGUUUAACUAAGAAAUAAAUACACUCAUGAUUAUAUAAAAAAUCCAUAAAGAGAAUUUGUUGAGAGAAAAGAUCUUAUAAUAAACAAAGGUAAUUAAGUUCCAGAAUAUUUGAAUUCUUCAGUAAUUAGUAAUGCUGGAUCAUAAAUUUAAUCAUAACCUACUUAAGGUUAACCAAAUAUGCCUUUUUCUAGUGCUUUUUCAAGUUUUCAAUAACUUCCAUCUUUUCAAAAUGUAUUACAUAGAAUGAAUUCAAAUGUAUUAUACUAAUUGCCUGUGCCUCAAAUAUAAGAAUAUGAUUUAUAGCCAGGAGAAUAAAUAAAGAAGCCAUCAACAUAUUAAACAUAAUAGAUUUUGGAUCUAUAAAGAUUAAUUACUUUAAAUGAGAAAAUUGAAUUUACAUUUAGAAUAGUUAGUGAACCAUCAUUAUUAAAUUUAAUAGAUUGUAAUGGUUGUACACUCUUACAUUUAGCAGCUUUAAAAGAAAGAAAUGGAAUAGCGAAAUUUUUACUUAUAAAAGGUAUUGAUUACAAAAAGAUGGACAAUAAAGGGAGAACUGCUUUAGAUAUAGCAAUUAAAUAAAAAAACUAAAGUUUAAUUGAUUACAUAAAUCGAAUAAAAAAGAAAGGAUUAAAAGAAAUAAAUUGA
Molecule: messenger RNA, 1327 nt
Organism: Paramecium sonneborni
Lineage: Eukaryota; Ciliophora; Oligohymenophorea; Peniculida; Parameciidae
Source: the annotation of a GenBank genome assembly